Messenger RNA from Armigeres subalbatus, 1215 nucleotides. RefSeq lists its product as uncharacterized. The transcript has 2 exons. The record is from RefSeq and is a predicted model, not a curated record. Lineage: Eukaryota; Metazoa; Arthropoda; Insecta; Diptera; Culicidae. Bases 1 to 1215 code for a protein of 404 amino acids.
AUGCAGGAGAUUUGGCGAACAGGCACUAACUGGGACGAGCCUGUUGCGGAGCAACCACGUGAGCUUUGGAUAAGGUGGAUCGAACGGUAUCGGCAGAUCAACGAAGUGAACGUUCCUCGCUGUUUCUUCAAGGAUUUCUGUCCGCAGCAGGUCAGCGAUAUCCAGGUCCAUGUGUUCACAGAUGCGAGCGUGUCAGCCUGUGCGUGCGUUGCCUACCUCAGAACCACAGUGGACGGAGAGAGUCAGUGUUCGUUGAUUGCAGCGAAGACAAAAGUUGCGCCUCUUCGAACGCUAUCCAUUCCACGUUUGGAGCUUCAGGCUGCCAUGAUGGGUUCCCGUCUACUGCAGAAUAUCUGCUCAGCUCUUACCAUCAAUAUCCAAAGACGUUUCCUGUGGUCAGAUUCAGCGACAGUUCUUGCCUGGCUUCGCUCCGAUAGUCGUCAGUAUCAUCAGUUCGUGUCCUUCCGUGUUGGCGAAAUCCUGUCGUUGACCAGUGUGGAUGAGUGGCGCUACGUUCCUUCUCGCGAAAAUGUUGCCGGACGAUGCCACGAAAUGGAAUGGGGGCCUUCAUUCGAUCCGGAUUGCCGUUGGUAUCAGGGCCCACUAUUUCUGCAAGAUCCGGAAAGUCCAGUGGCCUACGGAACGGCCAGGAGAUACAGCGGAAGCAGAUUAGUGGAAGUGAUAGAUAUUCAACGAUUUUCCAAUUGGAACAGACUGCUACGUGCGACAGCUUAUGUUCACCGAGCUGUAGCGGUAUGGAAGCAUUCAACGAGCGGGACAAGAUCGCUUAAGGUACUCAGCCAGAGUGAAUUCGCGAAAGCAGAAGAAACACUUUGGCGACAGGCGCAAGCACAUGCGUAUCCGGAAGAAGUUCAGCUGUUGGAAGAAGGACAAAGUUUGUCAAAAGGCAGUUCAAUUCGUGCGCUGUCUCCAUUCCUGGACAAAAAAGGAGUUCUACGGGUUGGCGGCAGAAUCGAACAAGCUCCAUCGAUUUCAUACGAAGCGAAGCAUCCAGUCGUGUUGCCGAGAAGUCAUCGGAUUACAUAUCUCGUUGUGCUCAGCUUCCACCAGCAGUUCCUGCACGCGAACACCGAGACAGUGUGCAACGAGUUGAGACAACGAUUCUACAUUCCGAGGAUGCGAACAGUAGUGCGGAGCGUAUGUCGUAGCUAUCAGUACUGCAAGAUUAGAAAGCAGCUCCAGUUCCACCGAUGA